Messenger RNA from Dentiscutata erythropus, 457 nucleotides. NCBI's taxonomy places the organism in Eukaryota, Fungi, Glomeromycota, Glomeromycetes, Diversisporales, Gigasporaceae. The record is from the annotation of a GenBank genome assembly.
CUCCAACGAUGUUUCUGAAUCCGAUCGUGGUAAUCUUAAAACUGAACAACCAACCAAUAACCCUGAAACAAACAAUUCCGGCAUAUAUAACUCUAUGUCUAACUCCACAUCUAACUCUACGCCUAACUCUAUGCCUAACUCCACAUCUAACUCCACAUCUAACUCCACAUCUAACUCCACGUCUAACUCUUCUAUGCCUAACUCUAUGCCUAAAUCUACGUUCAACUCUACUAUGCCAAAAUCUAUAUCUAACACAUCUAACUCUACAACAUUGAAAAAUAAUCGCCAAAAAAAUAAAGAUUUUAAAAGCUCUUUCAAAAGUUCUAUCUCUUCCAAAGGUUCUUCAAAAGGUUCUUCCAAAGGUUCCUCCAAAAGAAGAGAUCGUCUGAAUGUUCCUACUGGUAACUUCAAUUAUAUCAGAGACAAAGACGAAGAUUACGAUAAUCCGGAAAUUUGA